Molecule: messenger RNA, 1537 nt
Organism: Parathielavia appendiculata
Lineage: Eukaryota; Fungi; Ascomycota; Sordariomycetes; Sordariales; Chaetomiaceae
Product: amino acid oxidase
Exons: 3
Coding region: 425-1537 (370 amino acids)
Biological process (GO): D-amino acid catabolic process
Cellular component (GO): cytoplasm
Molecular function (GO): D-amino-acid oxidase activity; FAD binding
Source: RefSeq, a predicted model, not a curated record
GUGGUAACAUCAGUGGUAAGGUGCCCUCUGCUAUUCGGGUGCCAUCGGAUGCAACUAGUUCCAGCCUGCAUUCGAGGCACCUUUUCAAGUUGUUUCAUCGCCGAGCGGAUGAGAAAGCUUCAAGACGCAGCCUCGCGCAAUGUUCGGUUCGCCCCGCUCCAAAGCAAAUAGACCCCAUCUUAUCUCAAUCAACUCAACAGCCACUAGCAGGGAUUGAAUAGGCUGAGACAAGCCAGGUUGGCUGAAUGCGAGGAGCCAAAGCCAAUCAGACAGGUUUACUGGCGCUAGUGGCUGUUGAAUCGGUUGAAGAGUUGUGAGUUCCUCACCUCAAGGACAGACUCCCUCUUUCUCACCAUCCUCUCCUCUCAUCUUGCACACUUGAGUAGGCCCUCCAAUAAGAUCCUUCACAGAACCUUCACGCAACAUGCCCCGGCAAGUGGUUGUCGUCGGCGCCGGCGUCAUCGGCCUCAGCUGCGCCCGCCUCCUUCAACAGACCGGAUACGUCGUGACCAUCGUCGCCCGGGACUUCCCCGCGCCUUUUGAGACGACUGACCCCAUCGCCAAAAUUAAUUACGCCUCUCCGUGGGGCGGCGCCCACAACCGCUGGGUUCCCCCUCACCCCUCCCUCCCAGCCCACCUCACGCGCGACCACGCCCUCUCCCUCCGGACCUACACCCACAUGAAGCGCCUCCACACCGCCCACCCGUACACGGCAGGCAUCACUUUUAUGAAGGGGAUCGAGUACGUCGAGCGCCCCGGGCCCGAGUACCUCGCCCUCGCCAAGGACGGGCCAGAUGCGCUCAGAUUACCGGGAAGCUUCCGCCUGCUCGACUCAUCCGAGUUCCCUCGCGACGGCCGCGUCACAUGGGGCUGCGAGUACGACACGUGGUGCGUCAACCCGAUGGUGUACUGUUCCUUCUUGCUGCGACAAUUUGUCCACCGCGGCGGAAAGGUCGUCACGCGCGAGGUGAGGAGGCCCGAGGAGAUCUUCUCGUUGGAUGCCGAACUGUUGCGUGUCAGUCCCAACGAAGGAGGGGGGAUGAUAGCAGCCGUAGUAAACGCAUCCGGCACGGGCUUGGUUCCGGAUCCGAACAUGACUAUCACGCGGGGCCAGACGUGUCUCGUGGCCGAAGAUUGCGACGCCACGGUGACGAGGCAGAACGCGGAUGGGAGCUGGACGUUUUGCGUCCCGCGCGGGUUUGACGGCGGGACCGUGAUUGGCGGGACCAAGGAACUGAAUAACUGGGACGUGAAGCCCUCGGCGAAGGUGAGGGAGGAGUUACUCAGGAAAUUUACCGAGAUGUAUCCCAAAAUAUUGGGCGGACAAAAACAGUUGACAGUGCUGAGGGAUAUUGUUGGGCGGAGGCCGACGAGGAAUGGCGGGCCGAGGAUCGAAGGGGAACUUGUUCCGGGAGCUGGAUUCGUGAUGCAUGCGUAUGGACUGGGCGGGAGAGGGUAUGAGCUGUCGUGGGGGGUUGCUGAGGCGGUGGUUGAGGGGGUCGAGAGGCAUGUCACGGGGGGGGAGGCGAAGUUGUAG